Sceloporus undulatus (fence lizard) is the source of this 504-nucleotide messenger RNA. RefSeq names its product ferredoxin-2, mitochondrial-like. The record is from RefSeq and is a predicted model, not a curated record. NCBI's taxonomy places the organism in Eukaryota, Metazoa, Chordata, Lepidosauria, Squamata, Phrynosomatidae. The transcript has a single exon. Gene Ontology annotation, cellular component: mitochondrion. Gene Ontology annotation, molecular function: 2 iron, 2 sulfur cluster binding. Gene Ontology annotation, biological process: positive regulation of oxidoreductase activity; P450-containing electron transport chain.
AUGGUGGCCUCCAUGGCUGCUGGAGCUGGUGGGAGCUUUACCCAGGCUUGGGGGCUUCAGCUCUUCAUAGGGAACACCGCGAGGGUCCUGAGGUGGAGAUUCCACACAGCAGUGGCUUUUGAAGCAGAAGAGGAGAGCUGUGCUGCAGAAGUAGUGGAUAUGGUGUUCAUAGACUGGUCUGGACAAAGGGUCCCAGUGCAAGACAGAGUUGGAGAGGAUGUGCUCCACUUGGCCCAGAGACAUGGCAUUGACUUAGAAGGUGCCUGUGAACCUUCCCCAGCGUGCUCUACCUGUUACGUCUAUGUGAGCCAUGAUUUUGUGGAUAAGCUUCCCUCCCCUGAUGAAUGGGAAAAUGAGAUGUUGGACAUGGCACCACUUCUUCAGGAGAACUCACACCUAGGCUGCUAGAUCAUCCUUACCAGAGAACUGGAAGGGACUGAGUUCACUCUCCCCAAGAUCACCAAGAACUUUUAUGUGGAUGGGCACAUCCCCAAACCUCACUGA